Molecule: messenger RNA, 1377 nt
Organism: Elephantulus edwardii (Cape elephant shrew)
Lineage: Eukaryota; Metazoa; Chordata; Mammalia; Macroscelidea; Macroscelididae
Gene: KBTBD13
Product: kelch repeat and BTB (POZ) domain containing 13
Exons: 1
Coding region: 1-1377 (458 amino acids)
Molecular function (GO): protein binding
Source: RefSeq, a predicted model, not a curated record
AUGCCACCGAACUCGGCGGCACCCGUCCAGGUCUGGGUGGGCGGCCAGCUCUUCCAGGCCGACCGAGCCUUGUUGGUGGAGCACUGCGGGUUCUUCCGUGGCCUCUUUCGCUCGGGCAUGCGGGAGGCGCGGGAGGCCGAAGUGCGACUAGGUGCGCUGAGCGCCGCCGGCUUCCACAUGACUCUGCAGGUGCUGCGCGGCGAGCGGCCGGCGCUCCUGGAAGACGAAGCGCUGCUGCAGGCGGUGGAGUGCGCGGCCUUCCUGCAGGCUCCGGCGCUGGCGCGCUUCCUGGAACACAGCCUCACGUCCGACAACUGCGCGUUGCUAUGCGACGCAGCUGCCGCCUUUGGCUUGCACGACGUGUUUCGAAGCGCCGCGCUUUUCAUCCGCGAUGGUGCGCGCGAGCUGGCGGCCGCGCUGGUGCUGCCAGAAGCCCGCGCCUACGUGGCGGCGCUGCAGCCCAGCAGCUACGUGGCCCUGAGCACGCACACGCCCGCGCCGGGCUUUCUGGAGGAUGCGUCGCGCACGAUGUGUUACCUGGACGAGGAAGAGGACGCGUGGCGCACGCUGGCCUCCCUGCCCCUGGAGGCGAGCACGCUGCUGGCCGGCGUGGCCACCCUGGGCAACAAGCUUUACAUCGUGGGAGGCGUGCGUGGUGCCAGCAAAGAGGUGGUAGAGCUGGGCUUCUGCUACGACCCGGAAGGCGGCACUUGGUGCCAAUUUCCCAGCCCGCACCAGCCGCGCUACGAUGUGGCGCUGGCCGGCUUUGAAGGCCACCUCUACGCCAUCGGCGGCGAGUUCCAGAGGACACCCAUGAGCUCCGUGGAGCGCUACGACCCGGCAGCAGGCUGCUGGAGCUUCGUGUCCCACCUGCCGCAGCCCGCUGCCGGCGUCCCGUGCGCCCAGGCGUGCGGCCGACUCUUCGUGUGCCUUUGGCGACCGGCUGACACCACGGCCGUGGUGGAGUACGUCUCCCGGGACGAUUCCUGGUUGCCUGUGGCCGAGCUGCGGCGCCCGCAGAGCUACGGCCACUGCAUGGUGGCCCAUCGCGACAGUCUUUACGUGGUGCGCAACGGACCUUCAGACGAUUUCCUGCAUUGUGCCAUCGACUGCCUCAACCUGCUAACGGGUCAGUGGACGGCGCUGCCCGGCCAGUUCGUAAACAGCAAGGGGGCUCUUUUCACGGCCGUAGUGCGAGGCGACACGGUCUAUACAGUCAAUCGCAUGUUCACGUUGCUGUAUGCCAUCGAAGGCGGUACCUGGCGGUUGCUCAGAGAAAAGGCCGGCUUUCCCCGGCCUGGCUCCUUGCAGACCUUUCUCCUGAGGCUGCCUCCUGGUCCCCUAGGGCCUGUAGCUACAACGACACCAGAACUAUGA